Messenger RNA from Mixia osmundae IAM 14324, 795 nucleotides. RefSeq lists its product as uncharacterized. The transcript has a single exon. Bases 1 to 795 code for a protein of 264 amino acids. NCBI's taxonomy places the organism in Eukaryota, Fungi, Basidiomycota, Mixiomycetes, Mixiales, Mixiaceae. Gene Ontology annotation, molecular function: phosphatase activity. Gene Ontology annotation, biological process: dephosphorylation. The record is from RefSeq and is a predicted model, not a curated record.
AUGACUCGGCUUCUCAACGGCAUCACCGCCUUUCUCAUCGACCUGAGCGGCACCUUGCACAUCGGCGACACGCCAACGCGAGACGCAGUGCGGUCACUUGAGCGACUGCAAGCGACGGGCAAACCCUUGCGCUUUCUGUCCAACAGCAGCAAGGAAUCCCAACGGUCACUCGCCGAACGGCUGCGGCGGAUGGGCUUCGAUAUCGAUGGCGCAGAUAUCUUCACUUCGCUCUCUGCUGCCCGUCAAUACGUCAACAGCAAAGGCCACAAGCCAAUGCUCUUGCUCAGCGACUCCGCUAAAGAGGAUUUUCGACAUCUUGUGCCUGCGUCCGAGUCAGAGUGCGAUGCUGUCCUUCUCGGUCUGGCGCCGUCGGAGCUUCACUACUCGCGACUCGAUGAUGCCUAUAGGCUCUUGAGCCGGAAGGGAACAACGCUUAUCGCCACCCAUCGGGCAAUGUUCUAUGCUGCUGCAGAUGGCCUGUCCUUGGGACCAGGCGGGUUUAUCUCAAUGCUCGAAGAAGCGGCUGGCAUCGAAGCUCACGUUCUGGGCAAACCCAGCAAGUCCUUCUUUGAGCUGUGCCUGCUUUCCCUGCCCGACAGCGCGCGAAAAGGCGUGGCGAUGAUUGGCGAUGACUGCAAGGCCGAUUUUGGUCAAGGUUGCGACGAGCUCGGCAUGCGCAAGUUCAUGCUACGUACUGGAAAGUACAAAGCCGGCGAUGAAACCAAGGUAGAAGGCAGAUCCCCAGAGAGGAUAGACGACGAUUUUGCAGCACUCGUAGACGCCUUAUUGCGGUAG